AUGAUUAGAAGUGAUGACGUGACCCGGAAGUCGUCUCAGUGGUCAUUCUCAGGCUCUUUGCUGUACUCUAUUAUCGUGAUCACAACCAUAGGCUACGGGAAUAUCGCCCCCAGAACUGACUGGGGAAAAGUGGUGACAAUCCUAUACGCCAUAAUAGGCAUCCCUCUCAUGUUGUUCUGCCUGUCGAGCAUCGGCCACGCGAUGGCCCACUCAUUCAAAUUCAUAUACUGGAAGUGUUUGUGUUAUCUCUGCGUUGCGCCCAAAAGACACCGAAGACCCGCACAAAAGCGCCGA
Molecule: messenger RNA, 294 nt
Organism: Oppiella nova
Lineage: Eukaryota; Metazoa; Arthropoda; Arachnida; Sarcoptiformes; Oppiidae
Source: the annotation of a GenBank genome assembly